This is a messenger RNA of Polychytrium aggregatum, 654 nucleotides long. RefSeq lists its product as uncharacterized. Lineage: Eukaryota; Fungi; Chytridiomycota; Chytridiomycetes; Polychytriales. The coding region runs from base 62 to 475 and encodes 137 amino acids. Gene Ontology annotation, molecular function: CD27 receptor binding. The transcript is spliced from 5 exons. The record is from RefSeq and is a predicted model, not a curated record. Gene Ontology annotation, biological process: extrinsic apoptotic signaling pathway.
AGGGGGCUUGUCAUUUGUCCCAGAAAGCGAUCCGGCGAUACCGAGGCGCUCAGCGUUCACCAUGUCGUCGCUGGGCAAGCGGCGAUCGAACCCGUUCAUGGGCCCCGUCGAGAGCCACUCCUCCAUGCACAAGUACCACAAGAACCAAACUGAUCUCCAGGAGAUUCAGGAGAGAACCAAGUUGCUGCUCAUCAACGCUCAGCGAGACCAAGCGUCGCAGCAGCACCACGCUCGUCCACUGGCGAUGCCCAGAAGCAGCAGCCGGUCGACAGCCCUGUCGGUGCAGUGUCCGAGCUGCCCGGAGCGCCAUUCCAUGCAGACAGCGCCGCUGAAAUGCUCCUUCUGCGACCAGCCUGGAUGCGCUGGCUGUCGCCGGGAAUGCUGCUCGUGCCAUGCAACGUUCUGCUCCGGAUGCUCCCGUGUCAGCUACGACGGACACGAGGAACGGGUUCUCUGCAUCGAUUGCUGGCGAUAGGGCGAGAACGGCGCGCGGACGCCACCUAGCGCAAGUCGAUACCAUCGAGUGCAAGUCGAUCAGGCCGCAAGUCAUCGGCCAGGCACCAAAGGAGACCGAAGUGGUGAUUGCCUUUGGGAAUGCUUCGUGGAAGCAAGGGAGGGGAUACGCAUCCAGUCCCAGGAGACUCAGGUUUGCCA